This is a messenger RNA of Bacillus rossius redtenbacheri, 8056 nucleotides long. RefSeq lists its product as uncharacterized. Gene Ontology annotation, molecular function: single-stranded DNA endonuclease activity; nucleic acid binding; metal ion binding. Gene Ontology annotation, cellular component: mitochondrial inner membrane; nucleus. The coding region runs from base 75 to 2171 and encodes 698 amino acids. Gene Ontology annotation, biological process: apoptotic DNA fragmentation. NCBI's taxonomy places the organism in Eukaryota, Metazoa, Arthropoda, Insecta, Phasmatodea, Bacillidae. The transcript has 4 exons. The record is from RefSeq and is a predicted model, not a curated record.
UGCACAAAGGGGAGGUGGAGUGAAUGUGGUUUGUAAUCUCACGAGAUCAAUCACAUUCGUGCAGUUAGGGCGCCAUGUCGAUAUUCGCUGUAGUGGUCCUCCUGGGACUCGCGUUUGGAGGUCAGGCGUCGAUCAUUAGAUCAGGCUGCGCGGUGAGCGUGAACAAGGGCCUGCCGUCGCCGCAGCCGCUGCUGCUUGUGCCAGGGGGAGCGAGGGGCGGGCUGGGCUUCAAGCUGCCCGCCGUGCCCGGGGACUCGGUGCACUUCGCGGCCGGGGAGCGCGUGGAGCUGGCCUGCCCGGGCGCCAACAACCACCUGCCGGCGGUGGGCAGCGGCGCAGCCGUGGUCACUGCCGCCUGCGUGUCCGGCUCCACCUUCCUCGUCAACGGCGUCAAGCACGAGUUCGACAAGCUCAGCUGCAGCGUCCUGCCGUCCCACACGGCGCGGCUUACGGGCAGGCGGUGCGCCAGCAACAGGUACGAGGAGAUCGAGAUAGGGUUCGUGGUCGCCGGCAUCUUCUACAACAUCCUGGAGGUGUGCUUCGACAAUACGCUCGGGAACGUGAUCUACACGCAGUUCGACAUGGCGAAGAACAUCGGCGGCGUGCAGCUGGGGUUCCCGCGGCCCAGCUGGCUCAGCGGCUCCUUCUACCCGGCCUUCAACCCCAACACCUUCUACACGCGCAACCGGCAGAUCGCCACGGUGGGGUCCAUCCUGGGCUCGGCGGAGCUCGGCUCCAAGUACGUCUCCAGCAGCAACGACUUCUUCCUGUCGCGCGGCCACCUGGCCGCCAAGACGGACUACGUGUACGGCUCCCAGCAGAUGGCGACCUUCUACUACGUGAACGCCGCGCCGCAGUGGCAGGUGUUCAAUGCCGGCAACUGGCUCACGCUCGAGAACAACGUGCGGCGCUACGCCAGCAGCAAGGCUGCCAACCUCGUGGUGUACACGGGCACGCACGGCGUCACCACGCUCCCGGAUGUCCACAACGUGCAUCGCGAGCUGUGGCUGUACGUGAACGGCACCCAUCGCGGCCUGCCCGUGCCCAAGCUGUUCUGGAAGGUCGUGUACAACCCGGCGACUCAUGCGGGCACCGUCUUCCUCGGCGUCAACAACCCGUACAUCGAGAAGCCCGGCAGUGACUACGUCAUCUGCCCCGACGUCAGCGGCCACAUCUCGUGGCUCACCUGGGACAAGACCAACAUCCGCAAGGGCUACUCCUACGCCUGCGAAGUGAGCGCCUUCCGCCGAACUGUCAACACCCUGCCGGCCUUCACCGUCACCAGCCUGCUGACUGUUAUCCCCGUUCACACUGCACGGUUGAACGGCAAGAGGUGUGCUAACAACAGAUACGUAGAGAUUGAGAUAGGCUUCAUUGUGAAUGGUGCAUUCUACAACAUACUGGAGGUGUGCUUCGAUCAAGAGCUCGGCAAUGUGAUCUACACGCAAUUCGACCUUGUGAAAAACAUCGGCGGUGUGCAAGUGGGAUUCCCACGGCCGAGCUGGUUACGAGGUACCUUCUACCCACGCUUCAACCCAAACACAUUCUACACAAGGAACCAGCAGUUAGCCACUAUAAGCGCCAUCUUGGGUUCAGAAGAGCUGGGUUCCAAAUAUGUAUCCAGCACCUCUAACUACUUCCUAGCUCGCGGCCAUCUCGCUGCCAAGACGGACUACGUGUACGGUUCACAGCACAGGGCUACUUUCUACUACGUGAACGCCGCGCCGCAGUGGCAGGUGUUCAAUGCCGGCAACUGGCUCACGCUCGAGAACAACGUGCGGCGCUACGCCAGCAGCAAGGCUGCCAACCUCGUGGUGUACACGGGCACGCACGGCGUCACCACGCUCCCGGAUGUCCACAACGUGCAUCGCGAGCUGUGGCUGUACGUGAACGGCACCCAGCGCGGCCUGCCCGUGCCCAAGCUGUUCUGGAAGGUCGUUUACAACCCGGCGACGCGCGCAGGUGCCGCCUUCCUCGGCGUCAACAACCCGUAUGUCGAGAAGCCCGGCAGCGACUACGUCAUCUGCCCCGACGUCAGCAAUCGGAUCUCGUGGCUCACCUGGGACAAGACAAAUAUUCUUAAGGGGUACUCGUAUGCUUGUGAAGUGAGCGCUUUCCGGCGUGUGGUCAACACGCUUCCAGCGCUCACAGUCUCCGGCCUGCUCACUUAGCGUUGUAUGGCCGCUAAUGUCUAGUGUUCAACACUGAGCUUUAUCUUCUAUAUAAGUGAAUAACAUUUUACAUUUGACUAGCAUUUUCAUUGGAUCGUGGAUCUUUAACGCGUCCUUAAAUAAAGGCAGACAAUAAGAACAUAGCAAUGCCUUGCACACUAGGACGAUUACAAACAUACAUGACUUAAAAAAAAAAGAAUAUUCUGCUAUUAAUUAGCACAACUUUAUCAUUUUAUGCACCUGUAUUGAGAGAAAAGUUGUGAUUAAGUAACUUUUUAAUUUUUAGAACAUUUGGUUGUUAGGUUGGGUUCAUAAUUAAAAUAUACACAAGCGAGUGCAUAGCAGGCAAUGCGCACGACUGUGCACAUGACUUGUGCGAAGUCGGUUCACAAGUAAAAUCUUACUGUUAAUUUUAGCCAAUGAAAUUUCGUGACAUAUCCUAUAUAUGUUGGCAGUUACUACACUCGCGUGCAACUAAAUCGACUCACGCCUCCAGUGCGCACAAAAAGGCGUAAUUUUUUAAAGUGGUUUUUCCGAUUUUUACAAAACAUCUUUUUGACAGCAUAAAUCUUUUACUUUACAAUGACUCCUUUAAUUAAAAUCUGUACAAUAUUUUCAAAUUAAUGUGAUCUGCAUGUAAGCAUAGCAACAUGAGCUCUGUCGGUAACCACGAGUUGCGCAUCGCAAUAAUCCCAAAGACCGAUAUUUCUUUUAAAAUUUUGAUUAUUUAAUUUUUUUAUAAAUUUUAAAAAUGUUUUCAUUAAAAUCGGAUAAUACAUAAAGAUUUUCAAGAUGGCGGACGAAACUCAAAAUGGCGGAAUUAUCUAGAAAACAAAAUGGCGGAUAAUAACAAAAUGUCCACCGGGGUCAAAGAUCAAGGUCAAAUCCAAGAUGGCCGCCAGAAGUGGUGUAAUCCAAGAUGGCCGCCGGAAGUGACGUAAUCCAAGAUGGCCGCCGCGGCUCCCCGGCUCCCCCACCCCCCACCGGUGCACCAGGACCUACCAAAUACACCUACUGAAUUGUUUAAGAACUUAGUCCUGAAACAUAAUCUUAAAAAGUUAUAAGCACGAACAGAAGCAUACAUUUAAAUUUCACGUGCAUGUCACUACUCCAAUGGCUGAGAGAAGACACUAUCACAGUGCAGUGACCAUCAUUUUCAGCUUUUCCUAGGAAAGCAAAGCGACGAGCAGGAUGCAGACAUGUUAGAGUUAGCCAUACACACUAAUAACAAGCAGCCUGGCGUACUGCAAAAUGUUUUGGUGAUUGUGGUAUUUGCUUGUUUGCUUUAGGCUUUUCGUGCAGUGUGCAUUAAUACUUUGCAGAAAAUAGUUUGUAAGCAAAAAAAUGCAUGGAACUGUGUUCUGGUACAUAGUAGCAGAGGAGUAAAGGCUGUGUUAAACAAAAAUUUCAAAUAAUUAAGAACACUGUUUUAAAAAUUGAAAAAGUACUCUACAGAUAUUAUGUAAAUCUCGCAUAUCAACAAGAUAAAUAAUUUUCUUACAGUUAAGAAGAAUCAGAAAAAUCAUUAUGUUUCCAAAAAAUUACAGAGGGUUUCGAUAAUUGUGUUACAAGAGUUAACAACACGGGAAAACAUGUUAAUCACCAAACAAUAGUCCAUGAAAAUUAUAAACACAAAUAUCCACAGUGACCAUGCUUAGAGCACACUCAGGCGAUUCAAGUUUUGCCAAUGCAAAGUAAUUCUAUAGCCUACGAAAAGUUAACUAGGGAAAUUUUAAGCUAUGAACACUCUUAACGUGAAAUAUACAUAUUCAAACUGUUCCAAAGGCAAGAAAAUGACUCGAUUACACAAAAUUAGAAAUUAUACUUCUAUAAAUAUAAUUAAACAUUUAUGUUAAAAACGUUUUCAAAAAUCAUACCCUAAUAAAUACAGGGGAUUACAGAAAAGCUAUACCGUACACAUGCAUCUAUCUCUCAGGGUGAAAAAUUAAAAGAUCAAAGUUCUAACAAGACUAGAACUAUAAUAAACGUGCUCUCGUGACAAUUAGAAGCAAACAUAAGGUGUAUGAAAAGAAUUAUUCCAACAGGCCAAUGCCCAUAAUACAAAAGCAUGAUUAGAGGAGAUCGCCACGCAACCAACUGAGGCUGGUCAUGGAAAACGACUAGAGAAUAAAUCCAUGAGGUCCGCGGGCACAAGCAACUAAAAUGCCUAACUAUAUUUGGAAGGUGGAGGGCCAGAACAUAAAUUUAGAAAAAAACAAAACGAAACGUGAUUAAUUAUACAUUAACAUUAUGUCUAUCUCAUACCAUUUCAAGAAACCACAAAUGACCAAACUACCAUAAUUCACCUCAGCAACAGCACCAGUAGCAGCAGCACCAGCACUCCAGCAGCACAACAAUUCUAGCACUCAAUGAAGUUGUGACGAUAACAAGAAGGUGGCCAGGGGAAACAAGCAUAUUGAAGCCCUAAGAAAACUCAGUUUCACAUGUGUGACAUCAGAGGCGGGGCAAGUAGGGAAUAAGUGGAAGAGUUGGACUAAGGAGUGGAUGGUGAAGAGGAGAAACACAAGGAGGUCAGUAAGGCACCUCCUAGGACACAUCUUACAAUCUUCACUGUUUCCAGUGCAACUUAGUUUAAUUUCCUGCCAGAGCUGUUAGUAUAUAUGCCACUAGCUGAAGGAGAUUAUCGUUUCUGCAUGACAUGCUGUGCGACACCAUCUUAACAAUACAUUUCAUGGACGACCGGUGGGAGGCAAUGGUAAUGUUAUUCCUAUGGGGCAACAUUUAAAUCCCCAAGUCUACAUGAUACAUAAUGCCAGAUGGGACAGUUUUUAAACACAAUAAUGUACAACAACGACUUUCUAACUUCCGCAUGAUGUGCCACAAAUUUUCACAAGAGAUCAUGACAACAUACUUUGUCACUGUAACACCUUCGUUGUGGCACUUCGAACAUCUAUUGGGAAGGUGAAACAUGUUAUCUACAUUGAACCUGCACUUGUGCUGAGCAACCUACGACCCACCUCACCCUGUUCCCACUGCGCUGUUAUCGCGCAUUUUUGUCGGCGGAUAUCGUCGUCUGUCAAUUUGUCGAACAUGUUAGAAUAUUCGAGCCGCUGCCAACAUGCUGUUGUGAUCCCAUCAUAAUACCAAAGCCCCUCGAAUCAUAAAUUUAUGUAUCAUAUAUAAGAUAUCAAGUAACUUACCGAAACACACAGAUUGUUUUAAAUGGCAGCACCGCCCAAAAUUCCAUUAGUGAGCUGACAUAGAACUACAACUAAUGUGUGAAGUUUUAUUUCUAAAAUACAUUAUAGCCAUACACCCAUGGGUUUUUCUUCAGAAAAAGUAAUUUUAUCCUGGAUAACUUGGAAUCAGAAAAAAAGCUCAUAUCUCAUUAACUUUUUUUUAUAUUGUUAGGAAAAAAACCAUUCAGUCAUUUUUAUAUAAUAGCACAGAGCCAUAAUGAAGCUGGUGUAUGGUUUCUCAAUUGAAACUACUGAAACCUUUUAGCAGUAAUCUGGGGAAAUAAACAUCGACCAGUUUUAGCAGGAUAAUUAUUUCUCCUUCCUCUCCCCCCCUCUCUCACUCACUCCUUCUCACUCUCUGUCCUCUUUAAGCUAGAGACUCUUCGAAGACCAUGGGCUCGCCCUUCUCCCUGCUAGAGACUCCUCGGAGACCGCGAGUACUUUUUUUCUCUCCACUAGCGACUCCCCGGAGACCGUGGACACCCUUCCCUUCCCUCAUCAAUUCCUACCCAAAUGAAAAAGUGCUCAGGUCGUCGGCACACCCGACAAUGACCUGCCCAGCCUGAAGAGAAGCCAGCAGUAUGACAGUUACUGGCAAACACAUUGGCACAUCAAUUUGGUGCACAAUGUGGGGUGAUUAUUUGUCUAGUUAGACUUCCAGACACAAAAACAUCGCCGGUGCACCAUCCCAUUUACCUGGUGGUGCUCAAACUUUCAGGAUGUCCAAACCAUUGCCUGUGCAUUUUGCCAAGCUAAUUUUCAUAUACUAUGCUUUAGACCCAUAGAACAAGUCAUUCAACAAAAGACUCUGAUCAAAUUCUGCACCCCCUGCCGAGAGAAACUUGUAGAUAAGUACCCAAACACCCCAGUGGUGUGACAUUUCUUUGCUCCAUACUGCCCUCGGACUGCCCUAGUCCUUGUCACUUGCCAGACAUGCCAUAGGGACUACCUCCUCUCCUGCCUCGGCUGAGAGGAUGUACCGCUCAACCUCACGGGGAUGUUAUUCGCAUCCUAUGUCGAGAACACCACUCCAUGUCCUUAAGUGACAGAUCUGCAAGUGUACUCCGACUCUUCUAAUGACGAGAUAAUGAGGAUCCUGUGCAAGUUGUUCGACAAUGUGAGCAGGCCUUGUGGGUGUAAGCAAUCAAACACACCGAAUGGUUAGACAUUGUAGGUCCAUUGCUAUUGGGAGAAGCAGCUAGAUGGUGGAAGACACCUGAAAGGCUCUAUGACAACUGGGAAGAGUUCACAGGAGGUUUUCUGUACUACUUUGGUAACCAAACAACGAUGGCAGAGCUCACUGACCAGUUAUUUGUCACUAAACAAAAGGUAGGAGAGGAUGUAUAAAAUGUCUUGCUACAGAGAAGGAAACUCUAUGAAAGGCUUCACCUAGGAAAAGAUUCCAACAAGUUUCUCCCUACCAUACUGGAGCUGGUGCGACGCGAACUUCGGCCAUUUCUGAGAAACCCACCUCCCGAUGAUCUAUCAGAACUCCUUAUGCGAGCCACUGCAGCACAGCGAGAUCGUUUCGAAACUCAGGACAAACCAGGCCCACCACAGCAGCUAAAGGGAAUACGAUCCCGAAUAGAAGCUAACCGAAGUGUUUUCUCUGCCCCGAACAACACUUCCACCAAGACUGCCCAGUGUUCCACUGUAAACAGGCUGAAAGGAGAAGCAUUAAUCAAGAUGGCUCCUGGAUAGAGAAAACGGUACCCACCAGUAAGACCCCCGGCACAAGGAAGGGGAAACCCCAAAGGUGUUAACACCUAUGCCACCAUGGAGACAACCACAGAGUAUCACAUCUCUCCGUCUAUGGUUCAACUGAAAUCAGGAACCGUACCAGCACCCAGGAAUAGGAACCUCCCGGAAAACACUUCGCCUAGAGCCAUGGACUCCAUACCCAAGACCACUUAAACAAUCCGCAAGAAGACUUUGCAGUGCAGUGGACAGUGAAGAGUGAUCAGACCUGGGACUGAAGCCCACCGUGCUGCCUCCAGGCAAGUGCGACUACACCAAAAGUCCCAACCGAGGCCAUAUGGAGAGGAGGGUGAAUUGUCAUUUCCACCAUUUUGACCUCUGCCAGUGCUUUCACACACUAGGGAAGGACCUAAGAAUAACUAAGUAUGCUCUACUGUAAUAUCUAGUAUUGCAACCUCUAUGGAUAAGUUAAUGCUUACAGUCACACAUAGAUGGUAGUUAAGAGAAUUAAUAAUAUCAUUAACUAAUAUGUUAUGUAAUCAAGGUGUUAUAUACAAUAAGAACUGUAAACCACUUUAUGUGCAUUAUGUAACAUGUAUUCUGCGCAAUAAUAUCUACUGACUUAUUGUGUUUGUACACAUGUAAUGUAAAGGCAGAACAGGGGCACUUUGAAUAUAUUUAAUUUAUGUUUAAAAAAGAAUGAUUUACACUGAAAAGUCGAAAAAUGUGAUUUUUCUCUAAUAUGAAAUAAAGAAUAAUGUUAAUUCUCAAGCCUCCAACUGCAACAUCAACACCGCUUUCACCGUGCUGCCCCUCAUCAGCAGCAUGGCACCAACAUCAGCCGAGCACCACCCCGCCAGCCAGCCAACGGACGCCACCGACAGAGCAGCAGAGCCCCAGGGACGGACGUCGGAGGAGCUCAAUCUUUGUACAUACUGUAAAUAAAUAACCAUUGUCACCACGAAGCCCUUGCGGCCAUGUAUUUUA